Messenger RNA from Lodderomyces parapsilosis, 1704 nucleotides. It is a transcript of the gene ECM3, whose product is annotated as putative ATPase. Gene Ontology annotation, cellular component: membrane. Bases 1 to 1704 code for a protein of 567 amino acids. The record is from RefSeq and is a predicted model, not a curated record. The transcript has a single exon. NCBI's taxonomy places the organism in Eukaryota, Fungi, Ascomycota, Pichiomycetes, Serinales, Debaryomycetaceae. Gene Ontology annotation, biological process: transmembrane transport.
AUGUCCGACUCAGAUAGCCUACUGUUGGGUUUAGUCAUUUACUCGGCGGUUAAACCUAUAUUCAAAAUAUACUUCAUCAUUGCAAUAGGAUUUAUUCUAGCCAAACGAAAUAUUUUAACAGUGACGACAUGUCGAGAUAUAUCCGAUACUAUUGUGACGGCAAUCAUGCCGUGUUUGAUCUUCAACAAUAUGGUUAGCUACCUAAAAUCAUCCGAUAUCAAAAAUAUUGGUGUCAUUUUAUUCACUUCGUGCUUAUUGUUUACUUUUGGUGGGUUUCUGGCGUAUGGUAUACAUUUGAUUACAAAAUCCCCCAAACGAUGGUUAGGUGGACUAAUAUCAGUGGGGAUUUUCCCAAACAUUAGUGAUUUGCCCAUAGCCUAUCUACAAACAUUUGCAAAGGGAGGAACAAUAUUCACGUCAGCCGAGGGUAAUAAAGGUGUGGCAUAUGUUUGUAUCUUCCUUAUGGGAAUGACGUUGCUUCAGUUUUCCUUUGGGUUAUACCGAUUGAUACAGUGGGAUUUUAGGGAUGAGUUGUUGGGAGAUGAGGAGGAUUUGGAAAGGAGUUCAAGCGGUGCCACUAAUGAUACAAGUAAACUGGGCCACGACGGAGAUGACCUUGAGAAGAAAUCAACACGAAGAACGAGUGAUGAUGCAAGGGAUGCUCUACGAGCAACUGCACAAACACGUCAUAAUCCUGUAGAUGAAGAAGCCAUUGACACCUCAUCAGAUUCGAUUUUGAGCCAGCUGAGUGAAGAAGAGCGUAGAAGGCGAAGCAUAAUGGAUGAGGAGCAACAACAUAAUGAAUUUUUACGAGUACAAACGAGAAGGCAAGAAAGUCUGUCCAUGACCGGGUCUGGGUCCGGCUCAUUGAGUCGAAGAGCAUCAAGACGCAGAAGAGGCUCAGACAGUUCUGCUACCAGUGGUCCUUUAGAUUUGGUGCCACCGAGGUCAAAUGAUUUGAGAAGGCAGCAGUCGCAGAAUGUGGAGGACGUGAUUAAUGAGUAUUCCGAGUUUGAUGCAUUGAAGCACCACGAGUUGCAAAAGUCUCAUUCGAGACAAGAACCACUGGAUGAAGUAGAGCCAGAAAUCGUCGAGGAAAAAGAAUCGAAAGCUAAAUCCUUUGUCAAAAAGAUGUUGCAAAAUUUGCGAGCACCUACUUCGAUAUCGUUGCUUACAUCUAUUGCCAUUUGCAUGUCACCUCCUUUGAAAGCUUUAUUUGUAACUAGCACAUUCAGCAAGCAUAUUCCAAAUGCGCCCGAUGAGCAACCACCCUUGUCAUUUAUCAUUGAUUUGGUGAGCUAUGUUGGAAAUGCUUCAGUUCCAUUGGGGUUGCUUCUACUAGGUGCUACACUUGCUCGUUUGCAAGUUAAAAAGAUGCCACCUGGGUUUUGGAAAACAGCAUUAUUGAUAACAUUCACUCGACUCGUUGUACUCCCUAUAUUUGGAGUGGGUGUCACCACUGGAUUCAACAACGGUGGUUGGUAUGGUAAUGACAAACUCGUUAGAUUUGUUAGCGUAUUGGAAUUUGGAUUACCCAAUGCCACUUCACUAGUCUACUUUACUGCAUUUUACACAGAUCCUACAAGUGAUGAACAUUUACAAAUGGAUUGUUUAGCCAUUUGUUUGAUUACGCAAUAUUUAAUAUUAUGGUUUACAUUGCCCUUUUUGAUUACAUUCACGCUAAAAGUUUCAAUGGGCAUGUGA